CUUGCAUGUGAAGGUGAUCAAUGGAGCCGCAGCCGGUGUCUUAGGCGUGGCGACUACUUUUCCUCUGGAUCUGGUGAAGACCAACCUGCAAUUGCAUCCUACCUCCUAUCAGGGUAUCCGAGACUGCUUCCGCAAAAUUUACUCCUCGGGAGGACUCGUAUCUUUCUACAGGGGAAACAGCUUCUUGGCAAUCGAAAACGUCUUCCACUGGUGUACGAGUGCAUAGCGGGCGGCGGCGCUGGACUUUGUCAAGGUGUCAUCACAACUCCGAUGGAGCUCUUGAAAAUCAGAGGUCAGGCUAGAUUGGCAGUGGCUGCAUCUUUGACCAACACGGCAGCUCCCUCAGCGAAUCUCAACUCGAAACCAAAUCAGUCUUCCUAUGCUAAUGUAAAACAGACCUCAAAUUUGUCAACUAAGGUAGAAAGUGGAGCUUCUCAGAAACCAAGCGAAUCGACCAUUUUCAAAGAGUGUGUAAAAAUAGUAAAAAAUGAGGGCUUUAGAGGCAUUUAUAAAGGUGCGGGUCCGACCUUGAUGCGAGAUAUUCCGUUUUCGAUGUGCUAUUUUCCGAUGUUUGCGCACUUGAAUCAUGCCAAUUUGAAUGCAGACGGCACCUCGAAGCCACUGUGGUCUCUGGUAUCAGGAGUGGGCGCGGGCGCCUUCUCCGCUUGGAUCGUGACACCACUUGACUAUGUGAAAACUCAAAUUCAAUCUCCGACAGCAAAAGAAGGCCUAAAGAUUCAUACACUUAUUGUAGAUACAAUAAGCAAACAGGGUCCAAGAGGACUGUUCACAGGCGCACUUCCAAGAGUCAUGGUGGUGGCCCCAUUGUUUGGAGUCGCACAAGCCACCUACUACAUUGGGUUGGGCGAGAGAAUUUUGGGACGCCAGGACUGGGACAAACCUAUCUAGGGAGGAGGGAAACCCUGCCACCUCUUUUAAAACUGACAGUCAACACUUGAUCUGUAUUGUUGUUUAGAUUUAGAAAUAACUUAGCACUGUGAGAAACACUGUCAAACAAUUGUGCCAUGAAUUGACCUCAGCCAAAAACUGACCACGAUAAAAGCUUUAAGAAAUGACCAAACUUCUUAUCCACAAUUAAAAGAAUAAAAUUUAGAAAAAUCUUGUUAUAUUUGGUAGUCGAUGUAAAUCGCAUCAAACAUUUUCCAUAUUUAUGCAUUCCACGUUCAUUGCCUUGCAAUUUAUAGCUGCUAGAUACGGGUUGUGAUUUGUAAAUUUAGAGCUGUAAGUUCGGAAAUGUUUUCUCGCCAAUUGUCUUAGCUUGUAGGAUAGUAAAUUGUUCUCAAUGGCAUUAAUUAUAUCUAAUGUAAAAAAAAUUGAAGGAGUUGAAUUGAAUUUGAUCUCCUGUAUCGUUAGUUUAACAUAAGCAAAUCUUACCGAGUGACGUUAUGAGUAACUAAAGGAACUACGAAAAAAUGAUAGUAAUGUGAUAUUUCUGUC
Messenger RNA from Symsagittifera roscoffensis, 1458 nucleotides. RefSeq names its product mitochondrial glutamate carrier 2-like. The record is from RefSeq and is a predicted model, not a curated record. Gene Ontology annotation, molecular function: L-glutamate transmembrane transporter activity; L-aspartate transmembrane transporter activity. The annotation marks the transcript as partial. The transcript has 6 exons. Gene Ontology annotation, biological process: L-glutamate transmembrane transport; malate-aspartate shuttle; aspartate transmembrane transport. Lineage: Eukaryota; Metazoa; Xenacoelomorpha; Acoela; Convolutidae.